Molecule: messenger RNA, 1070 nt
Organism: Spirometra erinaceieuropaei
Lineage: Eukaryota; Metazoa; Platyhelminthes; Cestoda; Diphyllobothriidea; Diphyllobothriidae
Source: the annotation of a GenBank genome assembly
CCUCCUCCUCCCUCCUCCUCCCUCCUCCUCCCUCCUCCUGGGCCCGAUGCCAGGACAGAAUCAAGAAUAUCGGAGGCCGAAGGAGGCCCAGGUGGCUGGCACGACAAAAACCCUCACCUAGACGUGCCAGCACAAUUCCUGGUCCACAGCGUACACUGACCAAGAUUUUGCACAACAAGAAAGAAAACGGAGGAGCGUCUCGGAUCCCAAUUAGCCUGGCGUGAGCCUGUAACUGGGCCUGCCACCACACCCCAAUGCUGGCAUUUGUUAUGGGUGCGCAUUUCCGAUAAUGCCUGCCGGACCUCGAUCUGACCGACCUCUAACGCAUCUACAGCAUGCCUCUUUUUAGGGGCGAAUUCUUCUCACCAAUGCAUGUAUCCCACGUGCACUCCACCCAGCACCGGCACCUCUCAUGUGAGAUCCGUGUGUAGUGACACGCAGUCUCAUGCCGUGAGAGUUCCGAUCCGUACCGCUGUCCCUAUCCUCUUGUUGUUCUGUUAAAUUUCUGGCCAAGUGUUUGUUGUGGACCAGGAUGCGGGUCUUCGCUAGGCCAACCGCCGUCGUCGUCCUCUCCAACCUCCGGUCUUUUUGGCUCCAGUAUGACAUUGAUCCCUGGUGGGAAGGAAGACAAAGUGCGGUAGAUGCUGUGAAAGUCCCUUAUAACAGCGCUGGCUUUCAGUCUGAUUUGAGGCAUGCUUUGGGCAUCGUCGAAAUCGACGGUCAAACCGUCCUAUAUUAACUUCGAUCAUUGCUUGACUUUAUCUGUGGCUGUGUCUAGAUCAAUCGUCCGAAAGACCGGUUGGUCUCCUGAGAAGUUGGAUGAGGUGCGCAGGUCCGCACACCUGGUCCUGAAUCAACCCGCAGAGUUGAAGCUGGGCAAAAUUCUCUGCCGUCUGCCUGAGGUCCUCUACCGGCUGCAAACAGAGCUCCUCUUCCACAAGCUCUGUGAGUACGUCUACGAGGUGAGCUGCGCCUUCACGGAGUUCUACGACUCCUGCUACUGCAUCGAACAGGACCCCAAAACAGGCAAGUGUGCGCUUAAAUGUUUGGGAGCUCGCGCCAUACCGUAG